ACAUUUAAAUAAAAAUGGUGGCUUUGUAUAAAAGUUCAUUUCGUCUUUUCUUAAGUAAUUACUUUUAUUUUUAAUUGUUUCCUUAAAAAUAAAAUUUUGUAUGAUUGUAAAAAUUGCUUAUGUAUAGGAAAAAUUGUUUGUAACUUUUUUCAAUUAUUUUUAAACACUCUAGACUCAAGAUCAGCGUGUAAAAAACUGGGACACUUGAGGUAUAGCUCCACAAAUGCCGGAAAAAUUACAACACAUUACACAAUUGUUCCAAGAGAGACGGAUCCGAGAUGGAAAGAGGUAAACAUGGAAAGAUACGCUGACGAAGCGGAUGUUGUUAUUGUUGGAGGAGGACCGGCUGGGCUUUCUGCAGCUAUUAGAAUAAAACAGUUGGCUGCAGAUGCUGGCAAAGAAAUACGUGUAUGUCUUUUGGAGAAAGCUUCUCUAAUUGGAGGCAACACCCUCUCAGGUGCUUGUAUUGAAACGUCUGCUUUGAAUGAACUAAUUCCUGAUUGGAAAGAAAAAGGGGCUCCUAUGAAAACAAAAGUAACAAAAGACAAAUUUGCUCUCCUAACAGAAAAGAGUAGAAUACCUAUACCUGUUUUUCCGGGUUUACCAAUGUAUAACCAUGGCAACUACAUUGUUCGUUUAGGAAAUCUCGUAUCUUGGCUAGGCGAACAAGCUGAGAAUCUUGGAGUCGAAUUGUAUCCUGGUUAUGCUGCAGCGGAAAUCUUAUAUAACGAAGACGGUAGUGUUAAAGGUAUAGCAACGAAUGAUGUUGGUAUAGCUAAGGAUGGAUCACCAAAAGAAACUUUUGAAAGAGGUAUGGAGUUUAAUGCCAAAUGUACAAUUUUCUGCGAAGGUUGUCAUGGACAUUUGGCCAAAACUCUGUUCAAUAAAUAUGAUUUAAGAAAAAAUUCUCAGCAUCAAACAUACGGAAUUGGACUAAAAGAAUUAUGGGAAGUUGAUCCUUCAGUUCAUGAACCUGGUUGUGUUGAGCACACGAUUGGAUGGCCUCUAGAUAAAAAUACUUAUGGUGGAUCAUUCCUAUAUCAUUUAGAUGAGGGUGAACCUCUAGUUACGAUUGGCUUUGUUAUUGGCUUAGAUUAUAGUAAUCCCUAUAUGUCUCCCUUCCAAGAAUUUCAGCGAUGGAAGCAACACCCUAGUAUUCAGAAAGUGUUGAAGGGUGGAAAGAGAAUAGGUUAUGGUGCCAGAGCUUUAAACGAAGGUGGUUUGCAGAGUCUUCCUAAAUUACACUUUCCAGGAGGAUGCCUUGCCGGUUGUUCUCCAGGUUUUAUGAAUGUAGCAAAAAUUAAAGGAACGCAUGGCGCAAUGAAAAGUGGAAUGUUGGCCGCAGAGGCAGUUUAUAAAGCUUUAGAUGAGAAUCCUGAUAGCUCUAAUGUUACACCAACAACUUUGGACGAAAGCGUAAAAAACUCUUGGUUAUAUAAAGAAUUAAAAUCUUGCAGAAACAUAAGACCAAGCUUUAAUUCAGCGUUAGGAUAUUUUGGAGGUAUGAUAUACACUGGUCUAUUCUAUGUAUUAGGUAGAGGAAUGGAACCGUGGACUCUGAAGCAUCAUAAUGAAGUAGAUGGUAAAUUAAUGAAGCCUGCCUCCCAGUGUCAGCAGAUUACUUAUCCAAAACCUGAUGGGGAGAUUACUUUUGAUUUAUUGUCGUCAGUCGCAUUAACGGGAACUAAUCACGAUCAUGAUCAACCCCCUCAUCUGACAUUGAAAGAUGAUUGUGUUCCGGUAAAUAAUAAUUUGGCUGUCUUUGACGGACCCGAGGCUAGAUUCUGUCCAGCAGGUGUUUACGAAUAUGUAGAAACUGAAGACGGUAAGGGAAAGCGCUUACAAAUAAACGCGCAAAAUUGCAUCCAUUGUAAGACUUGCGAUAUUAAAGAUCCAUCUCAAAAUAUUAACUGGGUAUGCCCACAAGGAGGAGAAGGUCCAGCAUAUUCUGGAAUGUAAAAUUGGAACAACUAUGACGAUAAACUGAUAUAUGCUAAUUUGUUAAUUAAUUUAGCAACUAUGUAUUCAAUCGUUAAAAAAUUAACUUCUUUUUGGAAUAGAUAUAAAUAGCUGAUUAAACAAUUGACCUUGUCUAACAUUUUUAUCUAUCUCACAUAUUGUCAUGUAAUUUUCCAAAAUAUUGUUUAUAAAUUCAGGACGAACUUGAAUAAUUCUUCAACUUUGACCAUUCAAAGUAUAUACUGUACAUUGUUAAACAAAGGCUUAACCAAAAAAAAAGUGUUGCUAAAAUUAGCUUACACAAGGCAUAUAGUUAUUAAACUUUAACAAAAAAAAAUUAUAAGCAUUGUAAUUCCACGAAUAUUGAUCAUAAUCAA
Dimorphilus gyrociliatus is the source of this 2336-nucleotide messenger RNA. Lineage: Eukaryota; Metazoa; Annelida; Polychaeta; Dinophilidae. The record is from the annotation of a GenBank genome assembly.